This is a messenger RNA of Syngnathus acus (greater pipefish), 2395 nucleotides long. Its product is annotated as adenosine receptor A1. The transcript has 3 exons. NCBI's taxonomy places the organism in Eukaryota, Metazoa, Chordata, Actinopteri, Syngnathiformes, Syngnathidae. Gene Ontology annotation, biological process: G protein-coupled adenosine receptor signaling pathway. Gene Ontology annotation, molecular function: G protein-coupled adenosine receptor activity. The record is from RefSeq and is a predicted model, not a curated record. The coding region runs from base 128 to 1156 and encodes 342 amino acids. Gene Ontology annotation, cellular component: dendrite; synapse; membrane.
ACUUGUGAUACUCUGCAGAAACUGUGCAGCCUGCAUUUGGCAUCUCCAACAUCUCAGGAAGAACACGAUGGACGGUAGAAAAGUGGAAGGCAGUAGUUGGUCCCAUUUGCAUCCAUAAGGGUGAACCAUGUCAUCCUUCCCUGGGGUGAAGGUACGGGGGAACGUGGACACGGUGUACGUGUCGGUGGAGGCGGUCAUCGCCCUGGCAUCGGUGGUGGGCAACGUGCUGGUGGUGCUGGUGGUGUGCGUGAACCCGGCCCUGCGGAACACCACUUUCUGUUUCAUCGUGUCCCUGGCGGCGGCUGACAUCGCUGUGGGCGUGCUGGUGAUCCCGCUGGCCGUCACCAUCAGCCUGGGUAUCAGUACGCAGUUCUACACGUGCCUCUUCCUGUCCUGCCUGCUGGUGAUCAUCACUCAGGGUUCGAUCUUGUCGCUGCUCGCCAUCGCUGUCGACCGCUACUUGAGGGUCAAAAUACCAACCAGGUACAGCAGCAUUGUGACGCAGCGGUGUGCGUAUGUGGCUGUCUGCCUGUGCUGGCUGGUCUCCUUCCUCGCUGGCCUGGUGCCCAUGGUGGGCUGGAACAACCGCCAGGUCUUGGGCAACCUGAGCGGAUCCGACUACAUGGUGUGCGAGUUCACCGCCGUCAUGAGGAUGGACUACAUGGUCUACUUCAACUUCUUCGGCUGGGUGGUGGUGCCCCUGGGCGUCAUGAUCGCACUCUACGCCGAGAUCUUCCGCGUCAUCCGCCGGCAGCUGAACCGGCGGGCCGAGGCCACGUCGGACGGCGAGCGCUACUACCGCAAGGAGCUGAAGCUGGCCAAGUCCCUGGCUUUGGUGGUGUUGCUCUUUGCAGUGUGCUGGCUGCCUCUUCACAUCAUCAAUUGCCUGGACUUCUUCCACCCGGGCCGCGCCACGCCUAAGAUGCUGGUGUAUGCGGGUAUCUUCAUGUCGCACGUCAACUCGGCGCUCAACCCAAUGGUGUACGCCUUCCGGAUCAAGCGCUUCCGCGUUACGCUGCUGGAGGUGGUGCGGGGCUGCGUGGCAUGCUGUGGUGGCGCGAGGGCGAGCCCGUAUCCCAACAGCGUGCCGCCGCUCGCCGAGAAAGUGGAUGCGGCCUUGCCGCAAGGUCUGCAGCGUGUCGAUGACGCUAAGUGAAGCGUUCGUAGCUUUCAAUGCGGACCUUCUAAGGGACACAUUAGAGCAGCGGGUUCUCAAAAUGGGGAUCCAGAAAUUCUAGGCUGGGCGAUGAGCCGAAGUUUGGAUUGGAUGGACAACGCCUUAGAAUGCAAUUUUUAGUCUGCAAAAACUAAUUAAAUUCAAAACUGCUUUCAUUUUGGAUUUGUCAGGUUUUAUUUCCUAUAUGUCUUAUUUAUUUAGAUUGUUUCUGCUAAUUUCAGUGCUUAAGAAAUGCAGUCUACAGGUGCAAGCCAAUGUGUUCACUAAGUGUUUUUCAUAUUAAGUCAUAGCUCAUUUGCCUUUAUUUUAGAAAAAGACCAAAUGGCCUGGCUACAUUUCUUGAUUUGAAACUGAAUUCCUAAUGAAAUUCCCUUACAUUUAUUUCAAAACCCAAUGUCCUUUUUUUGAGGCUUUAUUGGAAACCAUAAAGUAUGUUUUGGACAGCACUCUUGCCAACCAUUUCCAUACGAUUGAGUCAAUUUGUUUCUCCAAACAUUCCCCUCCCUCACAAUGACGCAGCUGCUUAUAGUCUCACCAUCUGCCAGCUUCAGCCUUGAUGAGGGAUUUCAAAAGUGCUGAGUGUGUUCUAAUCCACAAGCCUUCAUCUUAGCAAAGCCAGGUGUGUGAGGACAUUUCUUACUUCUGCAACGCACCUCUCACACAACAGAGGCCAAAAAUCUUCUCUUUCUCACAUCUUCCAGGGUUAUUUUAAUCAGACAAAUAUGGUUCCUCAUUCAAGGGCUGCGCCAUGGCAGAUCCGCACGCAGCCGGGGGAGGCCAAGACGCGGAGGCUCCCCAGUCUGACGUGGAUGAAGCUGAUGCGGCCUUGUUACACUUUAGCAAAUACAACGAAGUUCGGCAAGCGCGUCCGUGGCAGCAGUGGAGCUCCAGAGAGAAGGCCAACUACUACAUCGACCGCUUCUUCGUUGGCUUCCUGAUGGUCUUUCUGCUCGUGCUGCUGGGCGAGUGUGCGUACAAAAUGUGGUACGUGACCAACGUGAGGAAGAUUGCCGAGUUUGCGUCUGACUCCGUAGGCUUCCUCUUUAAUUGGCUCCUUGCCCAGGAGGGACAUGAGGACCUGGCUGAACUCUGAAUUACAGCCAGGUCAUUUUUCAGCAUUGUUUUAAGUGUGAAAGAAAAUAGAUAAACCUGAUAGACAAAAUGUUAUACUAUAUAUUAUUUUAUGUCAGGGAAAUAAACAUGUACGCCACAAACUGA